UCAUAUAUAUAUAUAGUUGGGGAUCAAUUUUCCCUUCUUCCUUGCAAGCGCCACCAUUUACCCACUCUAUCACAUGAAGGCAUCACGUGAUACGACACCACUACCACGCCCUUCUCUUCACGCUUUCGCCCACCCGAAUCCGGCGAUGGGACCCGCCGCACAACGGGUGUUACACUUGUAAACGCGUCAAAUGAACAGUGGCUUGGCACGGCGUCCACUGCGCCACGCCACUGCACCUCAUCCUUCCGAAAUCGUAACGUCCGUUUCCCCGCCGGGUACGUUUAUCGUGACCUUUCCCUCCACGCACCCUGAAAACAUACGUUUACGCGUCCAUCUCAGUUUAUUUUACGAAGUAGAAGUGGACGACAGUAUGCCAUGUCGGAUUAUUGUGCAAGUGGGUUUAAAUCGUGGGUCACCGUAAAAUAAGACAAUUCUCCGCCACGCCUCGCUUCCACCUCGAUUACAGAGCUAAUAAAUGAUGGACAACAAAAAUACCUAAAUUCCUGUUUUACCCUUACGGUGUUGCCCUAAAUUACCACACCAGUUCACGGCCGCGCCGCUCUAUAUGGCCGCAAACUGUUGCCCCCGCCUCUCCCUGCUCUCUCCCCUUGCUUGCUUCUCUUGUCUCUUUCUCUCUCUCUGUCUUUCUGGUUUCUCCUAUGGCAGAGUUUGCGCCGAACCUGGACGACGGCGAGAUGUGGCUGCCGUCGGAGAUAAUCGCCGACCUCGGCCUCCGCCGCUUGCACCAUUCCAACGCCGCCGCCGCCGCCGCCCGAGUCCGCGGCGCAUACCACCACACCUUCGACGUCGAGGGCCUCGCGAGCCAGCUCGCGGCACUUAGCCCGCUCGACCGCGUCCAGCGCCUCCCCGCCGCUAAGCUGCCGCCCGUUUUCCCGCCUCAUUACGAGGGGUUGAAGCCUGUCGGACCGGCGGCCCGGUUCGAACUGGAGGAAAGGGAGUUGGGGACCGGGUUGGGUCGCCCCGUCUAUGGCAUGGGGUUCGGAGCCUGUUCCCGGCCGGGGGUGACCCGGCCUGGCCCGACGCAGGCAGCUCAGGCGCAGGCAUGUGGACCGGAAACGGUGGAGGCAUUUGGUCGGGCUCCGCAGAGGCCACUGCGGCCGAUCCAGAGCCGGCUCGGCACUGUUCGACCGGGUGGUCAAGGGAGAGAAAGCGGAGGAGGGACCGGUGUGUUCCUCCCGCGGGUGAUCAACAACAACGAAGCGAGGAAGAAGCAUCACAACGCGACGGGAGGAGAGCAACAGAAGCAGCAGCCAACGAGAAGCACGGCGAUGUGGAAGCUGGAGAGGCCAUUUCAGCCGACCUCCGAGAUGCGCCUUCCCCAGGAAUGGACUUACUGAGACCAAGGAACCUCCCACCUCCUUCCUCCACCGGAGGACGUUGUUGCAGUGGUGGUAGAACUGGAAACAGAUGGAACUACAAUAAAAGUUCGAGGACGAUGUUACUGA
Messenger RNA from Musa acuminata AAA Group (dessert banana), 1466 nucleotides. RefSeq lists its product as uncharacterized. The transcript is spliced from 4 exons. The record is from RefSeq and is a predicted model, not a curated record. The coding region runs from base 660 to 1358 and encodes 232 amino acids. NCBI's taxonomy places the organism in Eukaryota, Viridiplantae, Streptophyta, Magnoliopsida, Zingiberales, Musaceae.